AUGGGGAACAAAGUUGUGACUUUUACGGAACAACAGUUAGAAGACUAUCAGGACUGUACAUUUUUUACAAGGAAAGAAAUAUUGCGGGUAUUCAAGCGGUUCCGCGACGUGAACCCGGAGCUGGUGCCCAAACGCAUGACAGAAAGUCAAGCGCACACCAUCGCCGUUCCGGUCGAGGAGAUUGAAAAACUUCCAGAGCUUAAAGAGAAUCCUUUCAAGCGACGUAUCUGCCAGGUAUUCUCGCACGACGGCUCCGGCAAUCUGACCUUCGAGGAUUUCCUGGACAUGAUGUCCGUCUUUAGCGAGGCUGCACCAAGGGACAUUAAAGCCUGGUACGCAUUCCGAAUAUACGACCUUGAUGAUGACAUGUACAUAGGAAGGGAAGACUUGCUUGAAGCGACAAGAUUGUUGACAAGAGGGGAAUUACAUCCACACGAAAGGGACGAGAUCGUAGCCAGUGUUCUGGAUGAGGCAGACGUCGACGGCGAUGGAAGACUUUCCUUCAUGGAUUUCGAACACGUUGUAGUACGAGCACCUGAUUUCUUAUCAACAUUCCACAUUAGAAUCUGA
Messenger RNA from Hyposmocoma kahamanoa, 570 nucleotides. RefSeq names its product calcium and integrin-binding family member 3 (gene Cib2). Bases 1 to 570 code for a protein of 189 amino acids. The record is from RefSeq and is a predicted model, not a curated record. The transcript is spliced from 5 exons. NCBI's taxonomy places the organism in Eukaryota, Metazoa, Arthropoda, Insecta, Lepidoptera, Cosmopterigidae. Gene Ontology annotation, molecular function: calcium ion binding.